Molecule: messenger RNA, 5283 nt
Organism: Clupea harengus (Atlantic herring)
Lineage: Eukaryota; Metazoa; Chordata; Actinopteri; Clupeiformes; Clupeidae
Product: protein EVI2B
Exons: 6
Coding region: 2232-3605 (457 amino acids)
Cellular component (GO): membrane
Source: RefSeq, a predicted model, not a curated record
CUGGCACUCAGCGUCGUUCACUCAGUGCCAUGAAACAAGGGGCGAGGAGGACCACACGAAAGCACGGCCACAAAUGAACACUAGUGGGGACUAAACCACGUGCCAAGUGGAUAACUGUAGGAUUCUGGGAGUUUUCACAAAAGUAAGGACAACAUGAGUGGACAGUGGAGAUAAUGGAGCUCUAGUAGUCUGGGUGGAAGGACUGUUCAAGGCUGGAAACGAUUUCUGGGUGAAUCAAGAGGAAAGCUGUGCAAAAUACAGAAGAAAGCAGAUUACUAAAAGCACAAGGAGCCCCAAAAUAACUGAGAGCUAAAGCAAACCUAAAUCACUCAGAGAACAUCAUUUCCUGCCUGCUUCUUCUCUUUCUACUGUCUUGAUUGUUUCUACAAGAACAGACGGCAUUUUGGCACCAGCCCGGGCAGAACUCCCAUCACAUUGAUACACCUUCGCUACGAUCAUGACAAUGGCUGCCCUCAAUACAACCGUGAUAUCACCAUUCGAAAACAGCACCACGUUCUCGGACUUAAACACGACAGACAGCACAGGUGCUGCAAACUCCACUCAGCCAACCCUCGGCCCCAUCUGGGGCUGCAUCCCGGCGGAGGUGGCGUUCGUGGUGGUGGCCUCUGUCGGCACUCUAGUGGUGUUACUUCUGGCCUCUGUCCUGGUGCUGGCGUGUCAGGUGUGCCGCCUGCAGCGCUAUCAGCACGCCGGCCGACACACCCGGAGCAAUGUGGACCUGGUGAGCGGAUCUGGGUACUGGGGAGCAGGGGCCCGGGCUGAGGGAGGGGGGCUCGUGGGGCCGUGUGAUGCCAGCGUCAUGCUGGAGGAGGUCAAGGCACAGGAGGAGCUAGCGGGCAAUAGGGAAGACGAGGAGGACGAAAGUGAAGAGGGGAGCGAGGUCGUGGUCACGGAGGACAGCAGGGCUAGGGCAGGGAUCACCGUGGCACCGGUGGGAGAGCUGGUCGCACUAGGGGAGGCAGACACCAUCCUGCCCCCACCGCCACCGCCACCGAUGCCAGGCUCCACUUCCAGGGAUUCCUGCCUGGAGAUGGGGAAGGAUAUGGAGGAUAUGCCACUGGUGGUGUGACAUCAACACAAUCUUGAAAAGGGGGGAUUAUCAGAGCCCCUAGUUUGAAGACAAAUGGCCACACGCCAGUUGCCAGUUGAGUAUAAGGAAGUCUUUAUUUUGAAUAUACUUGCCACAUACUGCAGAAGGGAAAAUGUCUAAGACACAUCUCCAACAUGGAAUACUGUAUGUUUGCUACUGCCUAAGGAUUAAUUGGACUCUGAACUUUCAAUACAAUACAAUUUCAAUAUACCUAUUUUCUCAAAAUGAUAUGUUUCCACAAUUCACGUAAAAUAAUAUUACUAGAUAUAUACAUAUAUACACAACUAGAGGGUCAUGCUUGUGCAAAACUAUUUGAAUGUUGGUAUUUAAACCAUGACUCCAGAAAUAACAUAACCCUAAUCAAUAAGGGGGAAAUGCAGGUAGAGAAAAGUGCAUCUAUAUCACAUGAAUAACUCUUCACACUGAGGUAACCCAUGUGUACAUGUUUAUGGGGGGUAUCCAUAACAAAAUAUUUGAAACAACACUUAACAAAUAAACUAACAGUCUACUGUGGAAUGGCAUGAUGGCUGUUAUCUGAAAUAUGAGCAAACAGUUAUUUGUUCUCUCUGUAACCUUUUGUGAGUUCCAAAUGAAAUAAAAGUCCUGCAGACAAACACCACUUCUGUCUUUUUUGAUAUAUGAAACGGCCACACCACCAUAAAACACUUCAUGGAUCUGUUCAAUGCAACUUCUCUAUCAUAUACCCACAGUACCUUACUGUAAAAGGAUAUCUAUGCACAAUGUCCUUUUUUAAAGAUCAGAAGUGACUGUCAAGGGGUAUAACAACACAUAGCGGGAUAAUAUAUCAUAUCACUUAUCCUGCUGACAGGGGCAAUUGAUACUGUUGAGGAAGUAACAUGUCAACAGAGAGCAAAGACUGCAACCAGAUGAAAGAUAAUUUUGUUCGCUUUUUGGAAGAUAAAUUUAACUGAAAUGAGAGGAAGGUUUCACUGCAUUUCCUGUCACUUCAUGAAGCAACUGACUUGAGUUCCGUUUUCCACACAGCACACUCUCUUGACAAGGUUCGCCACAGCUAGGCAUUUAUCAGAGCUGAACUAGAGUAUGUUUUCAAGACGUACCCAAGUUAGAUAAUCAGCCAUAAAAUCACCAACGUGGACAGAUGAUUCCUGGUCAGAAACGGAAGACUUCUCCAAAGACGUGUAUUUCGAGUGUGAGCAGAAUGGGUCAGAUUCUUAAUCUUCUGCUGCUUUUGGUUGCCUUUUCACCGCUGGAGCUGAACGGGGCUGCGGUGACUCACCAGAUCACACCUUCACAUCCUGAGAGCACAUCCGUGCACAUAGGGAAGGAAGCCACCACCGUCGCUACAAUCAAGCAAAGCCGCUUUGCUGAAACAAGCCAGGAGCCGAAUACUUUUGCUGUUGCAACAACUGAUGAGGCAAAAACUGCUACGUACACUGUCAUGCAUCGCAACAGGCAAGAAACUCCAACAGAACCAAUAUCCAAAUCAAUGAAUCCAACAAUUCCAAGGACCAGUCCUCCAUUGCUCCUACAAACAGAGUCAAAUACAGAGAAUCCAAAGUCAACUUCUGAGAUUGAAAUGAACACAAAUCAAACUGUAGUUCUAGAUGGCACAGUCAGUACGGAUCCGCGAGUGUUGAACACAACUAUAAGCCAGCCGACUCCGACAGCCGAGAUGUCAUCCACACAUAGAUUCUCCACCUACGCUACGUCAGAGAAUCCAAAACCAACCACUGCUUCCACUUUGGGUCAUGUGAGUACCACGCUGAAAAGCACUAUGAAGAUCACCACAAGGAAAACUGCUCCCCCCGUUAAACCCAAAACUACCCCAGCAAAAGACCAGCCAUCGGAGACGCAUGGGAUAGUUGCAGCGGUCCUGAUUAGCCUUAUUUUCCUAAUGAUGUUUGCAGGCAUCUUUUUCAUCAUGGUAAAAAAACGCAUAUGGAGGAGGCGGCAGCUGGAGAACUCAGAGUGGGCAGGCCCAAGCCCUUUCCUUGAUGGAAGCACCCAGCCUCAUUUCAGCGGGGACAGGGAUUCCACCAAACCGGAGUCCAAGAGAAUCUCUAUCGUUGGGUUCCUUCCUAGGCAUGACUCGAAGAGUGGUUCUCUGCUCGAUGAUACGGACGAGGGCCUUGACAUGGAUGUUCUGGCAGGUACCACAUUUGGACAGAGCAGCGCCGUUGAAACCAAACCAGUGAAUGGAACUUUUCAAGAGAAAAAAGAGGACGCUGAAAAUGAGCAGGACCAUAAGAGCGCCCAGUCUGCCUCAGACACUCUCCAAAUGACAGCUGAUGUGUCUAACCCAAGUCCCAAUCCAGAAUCUGCACUCAUUAAGGAGGACGACAACCCUGAAGUAAAUCUAAAAGAGACUCCCUCAGUUCAACCACCACCAACAACAACCACCACAAACACUCCUCCUCCUCCACCUUCAGAUACUAAUCUUCAAUCUUCAGAUGAGACAACACCAGCAUCAGACGUGCAAAUCCCUCCAGCACCACCCUUACCUCAAUCCUAACAGCAGCCUGAGCAACCAUUAAGGACACCACAUGGAAAGGAUAUAUAUUUGAACAGGGAAUGGCAGAUGGAACUUUAAAAAAAUAGUUACGUAUUGUGAAAUGGAAAAGACAACAUGAAGCAGGUGACAUCAAUAGGACCAGAAGCUGAUGUAAUGCUCAUGAAUCAUUUCUUCAAAAACUAGCUUGAUAAUAGGAUGUAGGCUGAAUUGAUGUGCUUAGAUGUUCAAGAGUUUUGAAGCAUAUGCUGUAGUUCUUGGACAUGACAGAAGCAGGGAGUGGAAUCGAUCAAUGUUAAAAAUUCUGAGGCGAGAGAAUUAGUUGAAACACUGCAGUGGUGACUGAAGUGAGGGUGUCUGGUAUAUCAAGUGAAAUAUCGUCCACACUUAGGGAAGAGAUGAACAGAUAUGGACAGACAUGGAUACAAUGAGACAGAGAAAUACUGAGAGGUGAAGAGGGAAUGGCAAACUCAGAGAAAAAGGAAAGUGGAAAGAGUAGGAGGACUGCAGGAUGGAACCCGUUGAACAGUGAAUUACUGCAAUGCUACAGUCUCAUCAGGCAACUGUCUGCACCAUGUCAUGAAAGAGGAAUGGCAACGAACAGGAGCACAACAGGAAACCCCAAACAAGAAGCUAGAGCCUAUGUGUUAUGCACAUCCUGCCAAUUCGAUUUGGACUAAUUAAAUUCGACAACUCUGCUAUUUAGGGCUCAACUUAGUACACCAGACGUGUGAGAGGAACCAUGAUGUGUGGUCUUCACAUAAAUCCACCCAUUCAUUUAUCAGUUCCGCAAUUCAUCGGUCAGACCUCCUGUCUAUCCAUCAGAUGACAACACUCUGUUAUGCUCUGAUAAACUCAGCAUGCUGAUAACUAUUCUAUGUGAACCAUUUUGUUGUAAAUAGACAGUAAUGAGAGUAGUUUCUGUACUACUAUGCACAUCAAAGAGGGACACAACAUCAUUCAACUAUCUGUUCUUCUUCCCACUUUUCCAAUGGAGACACACUGACUGGAAACAUGCCCUGAACACCCUAAGUUCAAAUCCAUGCCUGCCAGAUGUGGGUGUCCCAACUAGUCCAGUCUUGUGAAUGUAAAGGAGAAGGCACCAAAAUAACAGUGCUACAGCCACUGCCACUCAAUUCACCAUUAAAAAAAAGAGGCUACAAGACACAGGAAAUGAAUGACAUAUCUGAUAUACAGUCAUACAGAGACAUUGAGCACAGACUUUCCUGAACACUUUCUUGAAUGAUCACAGGUCCACACGCAAGCAUGUGCCAAAUACUAACUGCAUGACAGAUGACUGCAGAAUCCUGUUGUGGCCUGCAUCAAAAAACAAGAGGACCACAGACAGAAAUUCUGCAAAGAUUUUAAGGCCACAUCUGUUUAAUUCUGUGUAUUUGUCCUAAGGGCACUUGAUAUUUGCACCUGCUGUAUACACACACACACACACACACACUCAUACACACACACACACUCAUGGUAAAUGGCUGUAUGGCCAAUUUAGUAUUCAUCUCUGUAUUUAGGGUUUGAUGGAGAGGGGAGACAGAGGAUUUAGCAAUAUGUUUUUAGCAUCUUAAAACCAGUCAUUGUAGUGCAAUCAUUUUCAAGAUAAUGCAUUUUCAUUGUUAUUUGUUGCAGUAAAUUGUCUAAUAAUAAUAAUAAUAAAAAAAGAAUGAUUACACUA